Molecule: messenger RNA, 315 nt
Organism: Malania oleifera
Lineage: Eukaryota; Viridiplantae; Streptophyta; Magnoliopsida; Santalales; Ximeniaceae
Product: mitochondrial arginine transporter BAC2-like
Exons: 3
Coding region: 1-315 (104 amino acids)
Biological process (GO): transport
Molecular function (GO): transmembrane transporter activity
Source: RefSeq, a predicted model, not a curated record
AUGAGUUGGGGGAAGGAGUUCGUGGUGGGAGGAUUCAAGGGGAAGGCCGGCGUCAUCUCCGACUACCCCCUCGACACCCUCAAAAUCAGGCAACAGCAUUCCAAAAUCGAUGGUUCUACCUUGGGCAUCCUCCGCAAGACCUUCGUUGCUAAGGGACCCACUGCCCUUUACCGCGGCAUGGGCGCGCCCCUCAGCUCUGUCACUUUUCAAAUCUAUACAGUGCUGUCACGAGCAUUUGAUUCCUCCGUUGCAGCUGAAGAGCUUCCCUCUUACAAAGGAGUUGCCCUAGGGGGAAUUGGAAUAGAGGCCUUGUAG